AUGUAUACGACAUUCUAUUGUGUAUCUCAUGUCUGUUACACUUCACUGAUAGGAUAUUUGAUCAAUCAGUUCUCGCUGCUGGCUCUCGAUUCGAAUAGAGUGUGGCGAUUUGCGAUUUACGAUGAAAUCAGACAUCGAUUGAAAACGCUCCGUUUGAGGCUCGAAGAAGGGAACACGAGUUAUUACUUGUACGUGGAGAAUAAGAAGAGUGUAAAAGAGAAUAAGAUAAGGUUCUGUUUGCAAUUGUAUGGAAAUAUCGCGGAUACAAUAGACAUAAUGAUACCAGAGUUGCAUGCUUCGCUCUUCGUCAGCAUAUUCUGCGGCGUACCAAAACUAAUCAUCAACGUGUAUCACGUGCUUUUGAUCAUUGAAAAAGAUUUGCCCUACGAAACACUCGGGUUCAUGCUGAUACAUAUAUUUCAAAUAUCUUUAUUCAUAUUUUCACCGUGCGUGGUGGCUGAACUUUAUUUCUACGAAGUGGAGAAUAUAAGGAGAAUUUUGAUACACAGAUUGAUUCGGGAAGAAGAUGAAAAAAUUAUCAACGACAUACAACUCUUCCUCCAUUACACCCGGAUAAGGGACUUCCGAUACAAGAUCUGGCGGAUGAUCCCGGUCAACUUGUCGUUUCCACUUGAAUUUAUCAAUUUGUGCACCACAUACGUCAUCGUUAUUGUCAAUUUUACCCAUUUGUAUGAUUGA
Molecule: messenger RNA, 699 nt
Organism: Galleria mellonella (greater wax moth)
Lineage: Eukaryota; Metazoa; Arthropoda; Insecta; Lepidoptera; Pyralidae
Exons: 4
Coding region: 1-699 (232 amino acids)
Biological process (GO): sensory perception of taste
Cellular component (GO): membrane
Source: RefSeq, a predicted model, not a curated record